AUGGCUGCCGCCGAUAUCCGCUUCAAACUGAACACUGGUGCCGAGAUCCCAGCUUUGGGUCUGGGAACCUGGAAGUCCGAGCCUGGCGAGGUCACUCGCGCUGUUUCCCACGCUAUUAAGUGCGGCUACCGCCACAUUGACACUGCUCUGGUCUACGGCAAUGAGAGCGAGGUGGGCCAGGGUAUCAAGGAGGCCAUUGACUCCGGUAUCGUGAAGCGCGAGGACCUGUUCGUGACCACCAAGCUGUGGUGCUCUUUCCACGCCCGUGUCGAGGAGGGCCUAGACGAGAGCUUGAAGAACCUUGGUUUGGACUAUGUUGACCUGUACCUGAUGCAUUGGCCCGUGGCAAUGAACCCGAAGGGUAACCACAACAUCUUUCCCAAGCUGGCCGAUGGAUCGCGGGACAUGGACCACAACCACUCGUACAUCGACACCUACAAGAGCAUGGAGAAGCUUGUUGGUACUGGCAAAACUCGCGCCAUUGGUGUCUCCAACUUCUCUGUUGAAUACCUUGAGAAGCUCCUACCUCAGGUGUCCAUUGUCCCCGCCGUCAACCAGAUUGAAAACCAUCCCUCUCUGCCCCAGCAGGAGAUUGUGGACUUCUGUAACCAGAAGGGUAUCCACAUCACUGCCUACAGUCCUCUUGGUAGUACUGGUAGCCCGCUUUUCUCGGCAGAGCCCAUUGUGGCUGUUGCCCAGAAGCGUGGCGUGACCCCCGCUACUGUUCUGCUGAGUUGGCACAUCGCCCGUGGCUCCUCUGUGCUCGCCAAAUCUGUGACUCCAGCUCGCAUCGAGGCCAACCGGAAUGACCUGAUCAAGCUGGAUGCCGAAGACGUCGCCACCAUCAAGAAAUACUCCGACGACCUCGCCGCCCGCAAGUCCUUCACUCGCUACGUCUUCCCACCAUUUGGCACCGACAUGGGUUUCCCCGAUAAGAAGUAA
Penicillium chermesinum is the source of this 942-nucleotide messenger RNA. RefSeq names its product putative glycerol dehydrogenase. The record is from RefSeq and is a predicted model, not a curated record. The transcript has 2 exons. Gene Ontology annotation, molecular function: aldose reductase (NADPH) activity. Bases 1 to 942 code for a protein of 313 amino acids. Lineage: Eukaryota; Fungi; Ascomycota; Eurotiomycetes; Eurotiales; Aspergillaceae. Gene Ontology annotation, cellular component: cytosol.